AUGACGUCUUCCUGCAAAGCAGUAGAUGCGUGGAUGCAACACCCGACGAAGCGCUUCAUGACGGAUGACAUCUUCACGUCGCUGCUGCGAUGGAAUCGCCUCGACCCUGCUCAGUUCCAGCAAGGACUUGUGGAGGCAGGCCUCAUUAGCGCGUGGUACAGUCCACAGGGGCCAAUGAUCUCCAACGAGGAUGUGCGGAACGCCUGUGAAGCCCACCCUGGUCGCUUCUUCGGUGUUGCUUCUGGAGACAUUCGCGAUCCCGUGCGUUGCGUGCAGGAGAUUCGAAAUUUUGCCAUCGGGCAGGUCAAAAAUCAUGGCUUCGUCGCUGUGCGAAUUUUGCCGUGGCUGUGGCAAAAGUAUGCCAAC
Symbiodinium necroappetens is the source of this 366-nucleotide messenger RNA. The record is from the annotation of a GenBank genome assembly. NCBI's taxonomy places the organism in Eukaryota, Dinophyceae, Suessiales, Symbiodiniaceae.